AUGGUGUUCUUGUCUGUCAUUGAACUAAGAGCAGCAAUUCAAGAGUACAUUGUGAAGCAGAGAGUGCAAAUUCAUUACAUAAAGAAUGAUAAGCAGAGGAUAAGGGCAGGUUGUGUUGGAGAUUGUCCCUGGUUCUUAUUUGUUACACCUGACAGCAGGACCAAAGCAUGGGUUGUGAAGAAGUAUGUGGGUGAGCAUACAUGUGAAAGAGAGUGGGCACUCAAGCAAUUUACAGCAAGAUAUUUGGCUGGCAAGUAUGUGGAAACAUUUAGAGCAGAUGAGAAGAUGACACUGCAGAACUUUGGCAGACUUGUUCAGUUGGACUACAACAUGCAACCUAGUAGAAGUAAGCUAGCUAGAGCAAGGAGGAUUGCACUAAAGAAAAUUCAUGGAGAUGAACUUGAGCAGUAUAAUUUACUGUGGGACUUUGCAGCUGAAAUCAGAAGAUCAAACCCUGGCAGUACCAUGUUUGUGAAUGCAAACAAUGGAAAGUUUGAGAACUGCUACAUGGCCUUAGAUGCAUGCAAAAGGGGUUUUCUGCUAGCUUUAGAAGUGGAAGAUACUGUCACAUGGAAGUGGUUCUUGAACACACUGAAGGAGGAUCUGAAGAUACAAAACACAGCACCAUGGACAUUGAUGAGUGAUAGGCAGAAGGGGUUGAUCAAUGCUGUCAAUGCAAUAUUUCCUCAUGCACAACAUAGAUUUUGUGUGAGGUAUCUGCAUCAAAACUUUGCAAAGAACUGGAAAGGUGAUGUAUUCAAGAAUAAAUUGUGGCAAAUUGCAAGAGCUACACAUGAGGCAGAUUGGAAGAAGUACAUGCAAGAGAUGAAAGAGCUGGACCAGGGGGGCUAUGAGUACUUGGAUGCAAUUGACCCAAGAUACGUUGGAGACGUAUCAUUCGCCACCAACGAGGGCUGCCUCAGCCGCCGGUUCCUGCCGCCGGACGCCAAUUUCAAGGUCGGGCCGCCGCCAUCACGCCUCUGGCUGGCGUUCGAGUUCCACUCGUCGGCCUUCGGCUCUCUGAGGAUCGUUGCACAGGCGCUCUUCUUGGUGCUGGCCCUCGACGCCAUGAUGGUCUUUGGGAGCUUGACUGGCUUCGUCUUCCCUCCGAUGCCAGCGCCGCCAGUUUUGUGGCCCCUGCUGCCGUAUCUUCUAGCUCUUUUCAGCAGUGGCAUCAUCGUCUUGGCCAUUUAUGUGGUUCUCGUCUCUCGUCUUUAG
Messenger RNA from Aegilops tauschii subsp. strangulata, 1218 nucleotides. RefSeq lists its product as uncharacterized. The record is from RefSeq and is a predicted model, not a curated record. NCBI's taxonomy places the organism in Eukaryota, Viridiplantae, Streptophyta, Magnoliopsida, Poales, Poaceae.